CAACACCAUAGUUUUCCAAUGACGAUGUCGUUCUCAGAGUAAAAUUAGAUUGGUGUGCAUUCUUUUGUGCUGGUGGCAGUAAUUUGAGAACGAGUAUGUUACAGGAGAUAAACAACACGGCAAAUGUCUUCUUGACACCACCAGUCACCACGAUGGAAAAUAUGGACAAAACUGUUGUUAUUUCAGCCAAAAAUUCAAAACCGAAGCGGAUUAUUGGUGGAAAAGGCUCCAGGGUAGCUCAUCAAAUUCCAGAUGAAAUCCUCAACAAUCACGAACUGAAAGAUGCUAUCAGCCAGCUUCCAUCGAACUACAACUUUGAAAUCCCCAAAACAAUAUGGCGCAUCAAGAAUGUAGGAGCUAAUAGAGUUGCCUUACAGUUUCCUGAGGGACUCUUGAUGUUUGCCUGCACCAUAGCAGAUAUAAUAGAAAAAUUUACAGAUGCUGAUACAUUGAUUAUGGGCGAUGUGACGUAUGGAGCAUGCUGUGUGGAUGAUUAUACUGCUAAAGCACUAGGAGCGGACUUCAUGGUUCAUUAUGGCCACAGCUGUCUGGUCCCCAUCGGCACCACUGAGGGAAUUAACAUGCUGUAUGUAUUUGUUGAUAUUCGGAUCGAUACCGCACACUUGGUCGACACAAUCAGGCAUAACUUCCAGUCUGGUGCCUCUAUGGCUCUCGUCAGCACCAUCCAGUUUGUAGCAGCGUUACAGUCUGCCUAUGAGGAGCUCCAAGAUGACUAUAAGGUGAAGAUCCCACAAUGUAAACCACUGUCACCCGGUGAGAUACUCGGCUGUACAGCUCCAAGGCUCAGUGACGUAGACAACAUCAUUUAUUUAGGAGAUGGUCGGUUCCACCUCGAGGCUGUCAUGAUAAGCAAUCCGGACAUUCCAGCAUACAGGUAUGAUCCGUACAGUAAAGUAUUCAGCAGAGAGUAUUACGAAACCGAGAGGAUGCACGCUGCGAGACAAACAGCCAUCAAGCAAGCUUGUAAAGCCCAACGCUUUGGUCUCAUCAUGGGAACUCUAGGCAGGCAGGGAUCACCUAAAGUACUGGAGCAAUUACAAACACGUCUAAAGGCAGUCGGGAAGGAUUACGUGCUGGUCCUCCUAUCAGAGAUCUACCCAGAUAAACUCAAGCUUCUGCAAGAUGUUGAUGCAUGGAUCCAAGUAGCCUGCCCUCGCUUGUCCAUUGACUGGGGAUACGCAUUUGAGAAACCUCUGCUUUCACCAUAUGAGGCUUCAGUUGUUUUAGAAUCAAUUGAAUGGCAAGCCACCUACCCUAUGGAUUUCUACUCCAAUGGAAGCCUCGGGCCUUGGGCAGUCAACAAUGAGGCCAACCUCCCCCCAAAGCCACCAAGAAAAACAAGACCCAUCGGGAAACGCGCUCCUGGAGCUUCUCCCAGGACUAUCGCGGUGGAAAGUUUAGGGGACACAAAAAGAGUAGCAGAUGUGAGCGACAAAACUACAGAGUCUGCAGAUGGAACUAAUAGUUCAUCUGCUGGAGCGUGCGGAACCUGUGAACAUUGUUCAUGUCAAGAGAGUGGAGAAACAACUUGACAGUCCACGGC
Messenger RNA from Asterias rubens (European starfish), 1564 nucleotides. RefSeq names its product 2-(3-amino-3-carboxypropyl)histidine synthase subunit 1-like. The coding region runs from base 96 to 1553 and encodes 485 amino acids. NCBI's taxonomy places the organism in Eukaryota, Metazoa, Echinodermata, Asteroidea, Forcipulatida, Asteriidae. The record is from RefSeq and is a predicted model, not a curated record. The transcript is spliced from 12 exons. Gene Ontology annotation, molecular function: 2-(3-amino-3-carboxypropyl)histidine synthase activity. Gene Ontology annotation, biological process: protein histidyl modification to diphthamide.